AUGAACGCUCAAAGCGAUAAGGAGCUGUUUGAAUUCCUAGCCAAUGCUCCUAAGGAAUUUCGGGAUGGAGAAAGGAUCAAAAAGUUUCAACUCAAAAAUGGGGAUUAUAUUCAUUGUGUAUUGUGGAACAUGCAUUUCUUCAUUACUGGAACAGAUAUAGUGAAGAUACUAGUCUGGAGGUUUCAGAAUGCUGGAAGGUGUCUAACUAGCUUGAAAAAGUUUGAGGAGGGUGUAUUUUCUGAUUUAAGGAAUCUGAAGCCUGGAAUUGAUGCAACGCUUGAGGGCCCUAGAAGCGAGUUUUUAGAGUUUCUAUAUAAGAAUGGGUGUAUAAGGACACAAAAGAAGCAAAAAGUUUUUUAUUGGUAUAGUGUUCCGCACGAUGCUUUGUUUUGUGAUGCAUUAGAAAGAGACUUGAGAAGAGAGACAAAUUUAUUUACAUACAAUAAGUAUAUCAAUAACCUUACGAGAAACAGCGUGCUUCCUCAUGGGAUGGUUGGGUUUGUAAGCCAUACACGGCAGAAUAGCAAAAGAAUGGGGGCGGAGGUGGAUCCACGAUAUUUAAGGGGCAUAGAAAACAAGGUUCUUCCUAUGGGAAUGAUGUACAGCCAGGGAAGGUCUAUGCCACAACAGGACGUACUUUUUGAUCAGCAACACCACAAGAAGGCAACUACUGUACCUUCUCAGCAGAAACCGCAAAGUAUAUAUGACAAGCAGUUUGAAGAAAUACAGAAGAAUGGGUUCCUAGACCAAGGGUUUCCUGGAUUCAAUAUUAAGGACAAGUUGUUUUCUUCUGGAGAUCAGCAGCUAGAAUAUGAUCUCCAUAGGACAGAUAGCCUGUUUUGUAAUGAUUUAUUCACUACGGCAAUAAUUGAAAAGCCUUCAUCAAAUCUAGACACAGGGUCUUCGAAGAAAAGCAAGAUCCACAAUACAACUCCAUCCUCAUUUCUUGAAGAGCUUCCUGAUGGAUUUUCUCUUGACGACUUUGACUUUCUUAAGAAUCGUACAGAAAAGAGGAGCACUGAUGAAGGGUCUCGUCAGAGCUCUCUUAAAGAAGGAACCAACCAAAGAAUUCCUCAUGACGGUGUCACACUGAUACCAAACGCAAAAGGUAGUCUUCAAAAAUAG
Molecule: messenger RNA, 1125 nt
Organism: Encephalitozoon hellem ATCC 50504
Lineage: Eukaryota; Fungi; Microsporidia; Unikaryonidae
Product: STE-like transcription factor
Exons: 1
Coding region: 1-1125 (374 amino acids)
Biological process (GO): sexual reproduction; regulation of DNA-templated transcription
Cellular component (GO): Ste12p-Dig1p-Dig2p complex; nucleus; Tec1p-Ste12p-Dig1p complex
Molecular function (GO): DNA-binding transcription factor activity
Source: RefSeq, a predicted model, not a curated record